Molecule: messenger RNA, 1037 nt
Organism: Oppiella nova
Lineage: Eukaryota; Metazoa; Arthropoda; Arachnida; Sarcoptiformes; Oppiidae
Source: the annotation of a GenBank genome assembly
UCUCAUCACAAGUUUGACAACUUUUUCACAUUGUAUUCAACGAUCGAUAAGUCACUGAAAAUCUGAUGUUUGUAUUCAUUUGACCACUCAUUUGGUGACACAAGACAUCGCCAGACAGCACAUCCGCACUCACUAUCACUCACUCACUGCCCCCACAAGACAUGAGACACUUGUCAUCCGCUGUGACACUCGUCGUGUCGAUGGUAUUGCAGAUGAUGUCGGCGUUGGACGCGUUAAGCGGUUCAGUAGUUUUGGAUUCAUUUACUUUCGAUAAGAUUGUCACCAAAUUUAAGACAUCUUUAGUGAAGUUUGAUAUCCAGUAUCCGUACGGCGAGAAACACGAAGAGUUCGAGAAAGUGUCACAAAUGGCCAAAAGCAUCGGUGAUAUAGUGAUGGCCGAAGUGGGCGUUCAAGAGUUCGGUGAAAAACAGAACAUGGAUUUGAUGAACAAGUAUGGCAUCACCAAAGAUGACUUCCCUGUCCUCAAGCUGUUCAUCGGCGGCGAUGUCGAGAAUCCAAUUCAUUUUGACGACGAAUUCAAAUCGGAUCCAAUCAUACGAUUCAUACGAAGACAUUCUGGUGUGAGAAUACCGCUGGAGAACUGUUUGCCAGAGUUUGAUGAUAUUUCGCAGCGUUUUAUGGGUCCCGAGACCAGUGAUCGGCAAAGACGUGAUCUGCUGAAUGAAUCUCAACAACGAUUGCAAGAGUUGACGAACAGUGAGCACAAGAAGUGGGCCGAUGUCUACAUCCAGUUCAUGACUAAAGUGAUCGAAAAGGGCGACCAAUUCAUCGACAGCGAGACGCAGAGACUCAACGGAAUCGUUAGCCAAAAGUUGGCCGAAAAUAAGCGCAAAGAAAUCAAAGGCAAACUCAAUAUAUUGCUCUCAUUUGCCACAAAUAGACCACAAAAUGAUCUCAAAUCUGAACUUUGAGUGAAUCAAUGAAUAAUAAAUUAUUUUUCUCGAGAUUUAAGUCUCGCUUUUAAUUCAAUUCAAAAACAAAGGGUCGUUGAGUUCAUUGAUAGCCAUUGUGUGAGC